Molecule: messenger RNA, 1071 nt
Organism: Adineta ricciae
Lineage: Eukaryota; Metazoa; Rotifera; Eurotatoria; Adinetida; Adinetidae
Source: the annotation of a GenBank genome assembly
AUGUCGUCAGUGAAUCAGUCUGCAGAUCAGUUUCAACCUCCUGUAGUACCGAGAGAUGCAGAAGGAUAUGUUAAAAGUUUCAACUUGUCUGGUUCUGAUGGUCCAGAAGUAGCGGCGGAAGCUCGUGCAUUCUUCGAAAAGUAUGGUUUCGUCGUAUUUUCCAAUGUAUUUACUCCGGAACAAUGUGAAACAACCAUAGCGGAUAUUUGGGAUGUAAUUGAGUCUGCUGUCGGACAACCGAUCCGCCAUAAUGAGAAAUUAUGGGAUCACCCGUUAUGGUAUCGAACAGGUAUUACAAACGAGGGUAUUAUAGGUCAUGCUAGUCUGUGGACGCGCCAAAUUCUACUCAAUCGACAAUCUGCAGCGUUGCAUGCAGCUUACGCUGCUAUUCUUGGAACAGAAGAUUUGCUUGUCAAUCAUGACCGUUACGGAAUGUUCCGACCGACGAGAGACUAUCCCGAAUGCGCAACGACAACCAAUCUGCAUUUAGAUAUGAACCCGUGGGCAUAUAUUGAAGAUCCAGAUAAUUCUUAUCAAAUUCAAUUUCUCGGUAAAAUGCGGUAUCGAAAUGACGACUGUUGGAUUGAGGAAAACAAUGAACCAGGUUGUGCAAAAAUAGGUGAAUUGCAUGUUCAAGGUUUGGUGAAUCUCGCUGAUAACCUAGAAGAAGACGGUGGGUUUUGGCUUGUCCCUGGCUUUCAUAGAUAUAUGGCACAAUGGGCACAAGAACAUCCAUCGUUGCGUAAGAAGUUCGGUCGACACUCGCGAUUUCUCGUAUUCGAUAAAGAUUAUGUUCCGGACAUGUACGCUGCUGCUUGCCAUGUUUCUACCCGAGCUGGAUCAGCUAUACUCUGGGAUCAACGUACGAUGCAUGGUUCGCGAGCAAAUGAUAGUCGACGUCCUCGUUUGGCGCAAUUUUUCAAAAUGUUUCCACGACAAAAUCCUUCUAUGACACCGGAACGAGCCGAAUAUCGUCGGCAAGGAAUUCUAUCUAAACUUAAAAAAGUGAAUCUUGAUCCGCAAACAGAUCUCACACCAUUGGGAAGAAAACUUUUCGGUCUUGACGACUAG